AUGACCCCUACUAGAUAUAUCGCUACGAUCUACUCUCGACCUACUGCUGCUCCCACUGAGGGUUUACUUCUCACCUCCAAUAAUACCACUAUGGUCCGAACUCGAAAUAAAGAUUUACUCCACCGAAUUCCUGUUCAAUUUACUCCAUUCCCCCUUGGAUUGGUCUCCCCAGUCGAAAUGCAAUAUAACUCAUUCGACAUUACCCAAGUAUGCGGAAUGGCCCAUUCCCUCUCUCGUGGGUACCUCCAACCCCCAAAAUAUGGUGGGUUUUAUCCUCGACCUGAACCAUUCUCACAAUGGGGUAAUACCGCGAUUUUCUGUGGUGGUAUCAAUACCAAGAUCCAUCAUGGGAUUCUCAAGAGGGUCUUCGGUGUGGUUGGAGAAAUAGAUUGGAUCCAAACCCUCCAUGAUGGGUCGUCCGCCAUGAUAAAGUUUCGUUAUCCUCUUGAUGCCGAGAGAGCUCUAUGGAGUUUACAAGGGUUGGUCGUAGAUAGAAGGGAAUUAAGGUUGAACUACGGUAACCCCAAGAUUCGGCAUGUACCUGCCACACCUCCACCUUCACCUGCCUCAGUCAUCUAUGCGUAUCGAUAUGGUAACGAUGGCGAGGAGAUGAUCGAUUCCAAUGGUGAUAGUACCGACAGAGAAACCGAAGGAUCUACCAGUGGCGGAGGAUCACCCUAUCGAUACCUGGCUGAACUUUCACCGGAGUUCGAUGAGGUAGUAUCUGCCAAGUGGAUCUCUCGAGAAUGUCCAUUUGGUGCUAUCGAGCAACCAUCUCUUUGA
Kwoniella mangroviensis CBS 8507 is the source of this 783-nucleotide messenger RNA. RefSeq lists its product as uncharacterized. Lineage: Eukaryota; Fungi; Basidiomycota; Tremellomycetes; Tremellales; Cryptococcaceae. Gene Ontology annotation, molecular function: RNA binding. The transcript is spliced from 4 exons. The record is from RefSeq and is a predicted model, not a curated record. The coding region runs from base 1 to 783 and encodes 260 amino acids.